Anopheles arabiensis is the source of this 839-nucleotide messenger RNA. It is a transcript of the gene MED20, whose product is annotated as mediator of RNA polymerase II transcription subunit 20. Gene Ontology annotation, molecular function: transcription coactivator activity. Gene Ontology annotation, biological process: regulation of transcription by RNA polymerase II. The transcript has a single exon. Lineage: Eukaryota; Metazoa; Arthropoda; Insecta; Diptera; Culicidae. The record is from RefSeq and is a predicted model, not a curated record. Bases 118 to 774 code for a protein of 218 amino acids. Gene Ontology annotation, cellular component: mediator complex.
GGCUUCGGUAAAUAAUAAACAACUUUGCGCCGACAACAACACUAAACCGGGCUCCCGUUGCUUUAUCUCAUCAAAUAUUUAAGAAAUCGCCAACUUUUCCAGUAGCUCUUCCUCGAAAUGGGCGUAACUGUGCUGCAACCGUACCCGCUGGAGAAAUCCGGCGCCCAAACGAUCGAUUUUCUGCUGAAGCGCGUGGUAGCGCUGGGCGCCGUACCCGCCGGCCAGUUUCUGGUGGAUUGUGAAACGUACAGCUCGAACCCGCAGCUGGGCCCACCGAAAACCGUACACAUACUGCACAACUCCGAGCAGCCAGCGUCCGUCUUUUCCAUCCUGGACACCGGCACCAAGCAGAUACCACUCGUGACCGAUGGGCUGUUCGAUCUGCUGAUGACCCGAAUCGCUCCGGCCUACACCUCCAAGAAGCAGACGAAAAUCGAAUCCAAAGGGCAGCGCUUCGAGUUCGGCGACUUUGUGAUCAAGCUGGGCAGCGUGACGAUGAGCCAAAACUUUAAGGGCGUGCUGGUGGAGGUGGAGUAUCGGCCGUGCCUCGUGCCGGGCAGUUGCUGGGAGCUGAUGCGUGAGUUUCUGCAAGGAUUUCUCGGCUCGAACGUGUCCAACUCGAUGCCCGCCUACUUUACGCAACGCUCCAGCAUCAACCCGAAUCACUCGAAGGCGAACGAAAUCUAUCAGCCGAUCGAUACGAUCAACCAGUACUUGGAGCAUUUCACCAACUACCGGAAGCAAACAAUGGCACCCGUUGGGGUACGGCCUUAACCUUUGCUUCGAGAAAACGCACGUACACGUUAAGGUUUACAAUAAAAUAUCUAUUAAAUAUCUAA